AUUUAUUGGAAAGACUCCGAGUGUUUGCAUUUUUUUAUUAGAGGCAAAAGAAACCUAUUUUUCAACAUGCUUUAACUUUUGUUUUACUAUAUGCUGAUGUUAAGCAACAUAUAAUCUAUAAAUAUUGAUUCUGAGAGGAUGAUAUGCAUACUGUUCACUUUGGGAAAUCUGAAUAUCGACCAAGACGUCAUGAAAAAAAAUAUCAUCCCAAAAACAUAGUAGGUCUAAAAAUUGACUAAAUAUGCAAAAUAUUGGGUCAAAAGUUUUAUUAAAAUGAAAGAAAGUGGAAUAUUUACAACAAUAAAAUAUCAAUGUAUCGCAAGUUCAUUUGCUGUAUACAUUGUAGACUAAUCUAUUUUCAUUUACUUGCUUUGAUUUUCUCAUCUAACAUUAGACAGGCAGAAUCGGUGAACGUCUAGUGAAGUAUAAUAAUUCCGUGUAAUUCCUCAGCUCGGAAGAAAGCGAUGCUAUUCAAAUGGUGAUAUGAACAAAGACACAUGCACAGAAAACCAAAAUGGCGCUUUUGCUCAUGAGCUAUGAAAUUACUGCGGAAUAUGAUAAUGGGCGAUAUGACAUGAAAAUACAAUAUGUGCAAGAGGCAAAAAAAAAAAAAAAAAAAAAAAAAAAAAAAAUGACGCGUUUACGCACAAGAUAUUAAAUUCCAGUGAAGUAUUGGUUAAGGGGCAACCUGCGUGGAUGAUCAACGUGAGGUAAAAUAAUGUCAAUUAUUGUUUGCUUAGUUCGGGAAAUUAUAUCUAUAUUCUGAUAAACCAAAAUAUCACCAGCAUCCGUUUUCAUUUGAUUAAAUCCACGAACAACUAAAAUGAAGGGAUUAAAGUGCCGAGAAAAAUCGAACAGGUUUAAUAUUCGAUUGGCAUCAUGUAUUUUGAAAAUUGUCGCAUCACAUGUUCUUUGAGGUCUUGAAACUGUCAAGCACUGCGAUAACUAAGUGUCUGAUUGUAUGUUCUUCUAAUUUUACCUUCCACGGCAGUCCUCAAGACACCGUAGCUACACAAACUUUGUCUGUCAUCUUUGUGUGCUGGGCGCAUAACACCCUGACAUUGGAUUGUCGUUUAAAGCGUUAUUAAAUUCAAUGUUUGUAAAGCAAGUUCUCUUGGCGCCAUCCGGACGGUAGCAGUCAUGUUAUUGUCAUCUAGAGCUACAUUAAAGGGAAUAAAAGCCAACUAUCAAAUGGAUAUAUUAGAUAAAAAUUGUUAAAGUAUAAAUUAUUUCAUAAACCCGACAAAAGUAAAAUGCGUCUUGGUAAUUAGUGGUAUAAUUUUAAGUACCCCCUCCACGUGUUAUAACAAUUAUUAUUUAAUAAAAAAAUAUAUCCUUAUCAUGAUGAAGAGAACAUUUUCUAGCACAACGAUUUUCAAGUACAAAACCAACCGCAGACAGGAAGUCACCUGACAUCAAGUUUGACACUAAGUGGCAAGGAUCAAAAAUAUAAUCUGAAAGGAAAACAAUAUUUUCUGGUCGAUAUAAAACUGUUAUCUUGUUUGCAUACAUGUAAUUGAAUUAUUUGAAAAAUACAUAUUCAGCUUGGUGAUUUAAAGUGAGCAUAUGGUUUCUGCAGCGAAGAAAAUAUUCUUGUAUUUAUGAAGAGUGACCACAAACGCUUGUCAGCAGCAUGACAACGACAUCCACAGGAGUUUUCAUACUGUUCUACUUAUUCUAUGGGGUAGCAGUAAGCUCGGACUGGCAUUUGUGCCUUGACAAGUGUUACUUCCUGAGCAGUAAAGUCAACAUUUCAUAUACAGACCAGGCAGCAUAUUGUCAGACCAUGGGUAGACAAAGCAAACCAGUGGACUUUGGUUCAAAACUAGAACAAUCUCUGGAGGCCGAGCUGAAUACGUGCCGACUCCCAAAGAUAGAUAAUGAGCCAUAUUGGAUAAAUAAAAAAAACAUUCAGGACAAUAAAGGCACACCGUCUUGCCGGACGAUAACAUUUUCUGGAAAUAAUAUACAUCUGGAGCAAGAUGUCUCGUGUUCCGCAUUGUCACAUCCGUUUUGUGAAACAGAAAAAUCAUUCUGUCAGUCUUCGGGAAAUAAAAACUCAAUAACGCAUGAUUGGGUGAAAGUAGCCGGACAAAGUUCCUUGUACAAGUUGUCAUCUUCCACAUACCCAUAUUGCGAAGCAAAGACCUUUUGUCAGAAAGACAGGCAUGGUAAAAUCGCAAGUGUCGGAAAUUAUUCAUUUAUGGGGUUGUUAGCCACCGAACUCGGCAUUUCAGGGACAAUGAAGCUUGAUGUUUGGCUUGAUAGCCCAGGUAUCACGUGUCCAUCUAGACCAUCUAGACCAGACAAAGGUUCCGUUAUGCGUUACACAGGGCCACUUGUACAUUUAAUAGAAAGUUGGAAUGCAGGUGUAGAUUUCAACGUGUUGUGUGAGACAAAUACUACAACAGUUGCCUUUCAAACGGAACCACGUCCGACAUUAUUGACUAAAAGAUCAACAACGCUUAAAUCAAACCGUUUUCCAACGACAACAACAUUGAAUAUGACAUCAGUGAACGCUCGAAACCAAACAACACAGACAACGUCGAAGAUGAAUAUUACAUCACCGAAUACCCAGAAACCAACAACACCAACAGCCUCAGAAUUAACUAUAAUGAGAUCAGUGAACACUCAAAAUUCGUCAACACCAGCAACAUCACAAACAAACACUCAAAAUCCGAUAACACCAACAAACACUCAAAGUUCGACAACACCAACAAUGUCACAAACAAACAAUCAAAAUCCGACAACAUUAACAAACACUCAAAAUCCGACAACACCAGCAAUGUCACAAACAAACAAUCAAAAUCCGACAACACCAACAAACACUCAAAAUCCGACAAAAACAACAACAACAAUGUCACAAAUAAACACUCCUUAUCCGACAACACCAACAAUGUUACAAACAAACUCUCAUAAUCCGACAACACCAACAAUUUUAAAAACAGACACUCAAAAUCAGACAACACCAAUAACGUUACAAACAAAUAAAACAUUACCAAACACCCACAAUCCAAACACUCCAACAACGUCACACAUAAAUAUGACAUUACCAAAUACUCAAAAUCUGACAACAACAACAACGACAACAACAACAACAACGUCACAAACAAAUACGAACUCACUUAACACCCGAAAUCUGACAACACCCGCAACGUCACAAACAAAUACGACGUCACUUAACACUCGAAAUCCGACAACACCCGCAACGUCACAGACAAAUACAACAAGUCAGUCAUCAGUAAAAAUAUCGACAACACAGAAAGAAACAUCAGUUAAACCUAAAACGACAGCGGAGCCGUCAAAUACACAAUCUGUGACCAGUUCAACAGUGUCUUCUUUGAAGACAGCAUCAGGACAAGAAUGGACUACAGUUGGCCAAGAAGAAUAUUUCAUCAAUUACGACCCGAUGAGUUACAACAAAGCAGCUAGAUUUUGUCACGAGAUGAAGAAUGCUUCGUUGGUAAAGUUCCUCGAUCCAAUCAGAUACUUCACAGUCCUUGCACAGAUUGCUUUAAGGAACAGUUCUUUCUGGGUUGGAGCGCAUGGCUUGGACAAAGCAUCGCUGACUACUCAUGAAUGUUUGUCCUAUAUUGCCAACGGUAUGAAAAUGACAACAUUGCCAUGUAAUCAUGAGAAGUUCAGCGUGUGCAGUAGGGUUGUAGGUGGUGAUAUUUCGCGUCUUUUGGAAGACCCAGGAUUCAAAAACUUGAUUCGUGACAUGACUGUACUGAAAAACGAAACUGGGAAACGGAUACGAAAGCAGACUUGCGCUCAAGACAACAGACCGUCGGCACAAGCAGCCGGCGGCGUCGGAGUAUUCAUAAUAUGCUCCGUGAUAGCGGUUCUGUUAAUGAGUGACUGUUCCAGUGUCAGAAGCACCUUCUUUACUCGGAAAAAGAAACAAUAAUUAAAGAAAGCUAUUACUAGUAGUUUUACUAAAGAGCUGUUAUUACUUUGUAGUAACAGAAAACAGAGUGAAGAUUUCUAUUGUGCUUUAAAUAAUAAAAAGACAAUUUUCUGUGUCAUAUUGAAGUAUAAUUUAUAUGAUGCUGAUAGAUUUAUCUCUCAUUAUGACUUCCUUAUUUCUAAGCAUGUAACUUUUUUACCAAUAUACUAAAAAAUAUUCUAUAUAAAAUGCAGAUAUAUGUGAAUAAAUUUGCGCCAUUGUUUAUUGUACACUUAUCAAAAGUAACUAUUCACUUUAUAUUUUCUAUCAACACACCUGUUUAUUAUUUAUAGUUUUGUAGUAUAUUCGCGAAUGCUUAAGUGUUUGUUCACAGACAUUAUGUGGCAUGCCAGAAGAUUGUUGAAGUAAUUGACCGGAACCUCUUCUGUGUCUGUGCCAGCGUUAAACUUUUAUUCAAAGAGCGAAAAGUACAACUUUCUACGUACUGCUCACAAUUACGUUAGAUUAAAGACGUAGAGGAUUAAACUGAUAAAAAUAAUGGA
Mercenaria mercenaria is the source of this 4452-nucleotide messenger RNA. RefSeq lists its product as uncharacterized. The coding region runs from base 1634 to 3910 and encodes 758 amino acids. Lineage: Eukaryota; Metazoa; Mollusca; Bivalvia; Venerida; Veneridae. The transcript is spliced from 7 exons. The record is from RefSeq and is a predicted model, not a curated record.